AUGUUACUGCUGGUCUUUUUUCUCACCAUACUUAUACCUUCGUUUUCGACUAAAGAAAUUUUCAAAUUUACCGUUGAAGAAAAAUCUCCGAUUAAUACAAUUAUUGCGGACUUAUCGACUCAAUUAUCGAUUAAGAAUGCGCUGGCAUCCUAUUCAUUAAGAGAAUUAACUUCAGCCAAUGCGAAAUUCUUCUCCAUUCACAAUCAAACUGGUCAGCUACGAACUAUUGGCAAUCUCGAUCGCGAAGAUAUGUGUUUGAAACAACAAUGUUCAUGUAGAUCGUGUGAAAUGGUUUUUCAAUUAAUUGUCACAAUCGAGCAAAUGAUUCUUUCGAAAAUAAUCGAAAUUAAAAUUGAAGAUCGAAAUGAUCAUUCACCAAGUUUCGAUAAUCGAUCAAUGAUACAUAUCAUCCAUAUAAAAGAAAAUGUUCCUCUAGGCUAUCGAAUUGUUUUACCAACUGCAAAUGAUCCCGAUGAAGGAUUAAACAGUAUACAAUCAUAUCGUCUUUAUGGAAGCAAUUCUGAUGAUUUCGAUGUGGAUUAUUCAACGAUUGAAAUUCCGUACUUGAUCGUACGUUCAUCACUUGAUCGUCAACGAAGAGCAACUUAUUCGUUAACAUUAAUUGCGUCUGACAAUGGUCAACAGCCUGGACCACGUUCGGGCUCGAUUCAACUUGAUAUUCGUAUUAUGAAUGAUUCGAUUCCGACAUUUCUUCAAACAGUUUACACUAUUGAUGUUCGGGAGGAUGUUUCCAUCGGAACGAAUUUAUUGAGAGUCGAAGCAAUUAGUGAUGAAAAUAAACCGAUCUUCUACGAACUGCCAACUGAUUCGCCAUUUAUCAUCGAUCGCUUAACAGGAAAUAUUCAAUUAAAACAAUUCCUUGAUUAUGAACGAGACAAAUCGUAUCGAUUAAUCGUGAAAGCUUAUGAAACUUCGGUACCUGUCUAUGCAAUCGUAUUCAUCCGUGUUAUUGAUGUCAAUGAUAAUCCAGUUUUAAUCCAAAUCAACGUUCAAGGCAACACAACAUUAGAGCAAACUCAAACUGAUCGAGUUAUUAUUUCAAUUCCAGAAGAUACACCCAUCGGUAACACAUUGGCACAUGUUAUUCUCAAAGAUUUCGAUUCGAUCGCCAAUGGAAAUCCAUAUUUACAAUUGACAACAACUCAACAUCCGUUGCCAUUAAUUUACAAAUUAAUCUAUCAAAAUUCGUUUCAAAAUCUUAAAUUCUACUCUCUUAUUCUUCACACGAUACUUGACCGAGAAACAAAAGCAUCCUAUAAUGAUAUUCAGUUACUCGCUCAUGAUUCGGGUACACCGACGUUGCAUACACGAUUAUCAAUUUUCUUGAACAUAACCGAUGUCAACGAUUGUACGCCACAAAUAAUGACGAAUUCGACUGUUUAUGAUGUUGACGAAAAUAAUCCGAUCGGAUUAAUCAUUGAUACACUAACCGCAUACGAUUGUGAUGUCGGCAUGAAUGCAGAAAUCGGAUAUCGUUUAUUGAAUACCACUGAUUUAUUAAUCGUUAAUUCUCAAACGGGCCAAUUGAGUUUAAAUCAGUCGAUCCAUUUUGAUACAUUCAAUCAACAGAAAAACCGUACAAGUAUUGAUCUGGUAUAUUACAUACAAGUCUUCGAUCAUGGUCAACCAUCACUGUCAAGCGAACGGAAACUCAUUCUUCGUGUUCAUGAUUUAAAUGAUCAUACACCUCAAUUCGACCCCUAUCAAUCUUAUAAUUGGACAUUUUCGAAGUCGAAUUUGCAAUCGAAUGCCGUUCUUGGUCGAGUCAUCGCUCAUGAUGACGAUUCGGGUUUACAAGGAAUUGUUCAUUAUUCAAUUCGUUCAUUUGAUUCAUGUUUAACAUUAGAUAUCACGUCAUUAGGAUAUGUUUACAUUCUUUCUCAAUCAUCAUGUUCCUAUUUAUCCUACAUCUUCGAAAUAACCGCAAGUGAUUAUGGAACGCCAAAUCCUCGUUCGACCAAACAAUUAUUAACGAUUAACAUCGAUCCAAAUCCAUUUCUAGCUCAAUCUUUACCACGACUAUUACCUCUAUUAAUGCAACGAACGCAUGUUGAUGCCAAUUCUCUCGGUAAUGUUUCGUUUAUUAUCGAUAUUACCGCUAAUCAAUCGAUUCAACCCAGCAUGUUCUUGAAUAAUACGGAUUUAUCGACAUGUUGGAGUGUUAGUUCCACUGGUGAAGUCCGUCUCAUUGCUCGACCUUAUGCACUAUCAUAUAUAUUAUCACUGAAUAUUGUUGAUGAAUACACCGGAGAAACAUUUUCAAGCAAACUACAAAUUGACAUUUGCAACAGUUCAAUCGAGAACUCGUGUCAACAAUUACUCACCUCAACGAGUCGAAAGGAAAGUCAAUUGCUAUUGUUUUGGGCUAUAUGCUUGGCGUUGAUAAUCACAUGUGUUUGUGUAUUCAUAUUCUCGAUUAUAACGUGCUUGUGUUGUCGAAAAUCACGAAAUGAGAAAGAUGAAUCGAUAACUCAGCGAAGUUUUUCGCAAAGCACCGAUGAUUUCCAUAGUGAAAAAACUUUCAAAACAUCAUCCGAAUCAACCAUGAGAGACAAUGAUCGAGAUUCUGCUUGUAUUAUUAAUACAAAAAUUUCAACCGGUAUUGUGCCAAUUCGAACGAAUUCUUGGUAUCAAAAUCGUCGGGAAUCCUCGGAUAUUCCAAUUUAUCAAACAAAAACUUGCCUUUACGAUCUGAAACUGGCGGAAUUGAUACGCCAUAACCAAAACCCGCCGUGUGUAUUCUUAAAUCCCAAACCAGCGCAAUCGAUCAGUACUGAUCAUGGAUUUGGUGGUUCUGACGUUUCCCCAUCAUUAACUUCAUGUUCAUCAACGAAAUUCGAUUAUCCAAAUGUCAAUCCAUUAGAAUGGAGUAUUGAAAUGGGUGUUGAUCAAUCCCCACCAAGACAGCUAAACAAAAGUUGUUUCAUCUCAGCUAAGGAAUGUGUUGUUUAG
Messenger RNA from Adineta ricciae, 2973 nucleotides. The record is from the annotation of a GenBank genome assembly. NCBI's taxonomy places the organism in Eukaryota, Metazoa, Rotifera, Eurotatoria, Adinetida, Adinetidae.